Molecule: messenger RNA, 2637 nt
Organism: Sphaerodactylus townsendi
Lineage: Eukaryota; Metazoa; Chordata; Lepidosauria; Squamata; Sphaerodactylidae
Gene: HOXD13
Product: homeobox D13
Exons: 2
Coding region: 150-1145 (331 amino acids)
Biological process (GO): regulation of transcription by RNA polymerase II
Molecular function (GO): RNA polymerase II cis-regulatory region sequence-specific DNA binding; DNA-binding transcription factor activity, RNA polymerase II-specific
Source: RefSeq, a predicted model, not a curated record
GGAGGCGCCGUGAGCCGCGCAGCCCCUUCUGCUGGUCCCGCCAUGAGCGCCGCUGGGCCGCCGCUGGGCCGAGGCGGGGAAGGGACGGCGGCGGCGGAGGAGGGGGCGGCGGCGGGGGCGGCGGCGCUGCUGGGGGGCUGCGGGGCGCGAUGAGCCGGGCGGCGGGCGGCUGGGAGAUGGAGGCGCUGCGGGGCGAGGCCGGCGGCAGCAGCGGGCAGUGCCGCAAUUUCCUGGCGGCGCCCGUCUUCGGGGGGGCGUCCGCGGGGCGCCAGGCGGGCGCCGCGGGCUUCGGGUCAUACGAGCGCUCCUCGGGGGCGGCGGCGGGGGGUCCCGGGGCGCGCUGCUCGUCGUCGGAGGCGGCGCCGGGCAAGGACUGCUCCAGCGGGGUCCCCCCGACGGCCCCCUCGGCUUCCUCCAGCGCCGCCGCCGCCGCUGCCGCCGCCGCGCUGGGCUACCACCCGGGCUACCACCCCUUCGGGAACGGCUACUACAGCUGCCGCAUGGCGCACGGCGUGGGGCUCCAGCAGAACGCCGCCCUCAAGGCCUCCCCGCACGCCGCCUUCCCCGGCGAGAAGUACAUGGACGUGCCCUCCGGCGGCGGCGGCGGCGGCGACCCGGUCACCUCGCGGGCCAAGGAGGUCUCCUUCUACCAGGGCUACGCCGCCGCCGCUGCCGCCGCCGCCGGCCCUUACCACCAGCACGUGCCCGCCGGCUACCUGGACGUGGUGUCCACCUUCGGCUCGGCGGCGGCGGCGGCGGGGGAGCCCCGGCACGAGACCUACAUCUCCAUGGAGGGCUACCAGUCGUGGACUCUGGCUAACGGGUGGAACGGGCAGGUCUACUGCGCCAAAGACCAGGCCCAGGGCUCGCAUUUUUGGAAGUCCCCUUUCCCAGGGGACGUCGCGCUGAACCAACCGGACAUGUGCGUGUACCGUCGAGGGCGCAAGAAGCGAGUGCCUUACACCAAGUUGCAGCUGAAAGAACUGGAGAGCGAGUACGCCGUCAACAAGUUCAUCAACAAGGACAAGCGGAGGCGCAUCUCGGCGGCCACCAACCUCUCGGAGAGGCAGGUGACCAUUUGGUUCCAGAACCGAAGGGUCAAGGACAAGAAAAUCGUCUCCAAGCUGAAGGACACCGUUUCCUGAUAGGAGCCCCCCAAGAGGAGUGGGGCUGUUCCCCGCUCCCCCCAGAGGCGACCCACUAGCCAAAGACUUUUUGGAAGGCAAAUAAAAGGACUUGAAAUAUAUUUAAUAUUUCCCUCCCCCCUCCCCCACCCUCCUCAGGCAGGGUGAGGAUAUUUUGUGAAGCUGUUGUUGGGUGGUUGUUUUUAAAUGCAAGACUCGCCAUUUCGUCUGGGAUUCGUGGAAUGAUGCAGGUCUCGGUUUCCUUGGUUUUUCUUUCAUUGUAUUGGUGCGCCUUGCCUCUGUGUGUGCGUGCGUGCGUGCGUGUUGUGUGUGUGUUUGUGUGGAUGUCCUCCAGGCCCACGGGCUGUAAAGUAGUCAUAAAAAGUCUUACAAACUGUGCACCUUGUCUGGGACUCUCCAGGUGCUAAAAGCAGCCCCCCCCCACUUGUGCCCCCCGCCCUCGCCCUUACAAGCUCCCGAAUUGGCCAAGGGACCCGAAGGUGCCAAUUUCCUCGGAGGCAGCUUUGCAGCCAAAGCGCAGCCAAAUUCAAGCUUUCUGGCGUUCCGUGGGUCGGCUGCGGCGACUGGACUCUCGCACUGAAAUGUGAACGAGUUGGAAGGACCGGCGCUUCUUCCUGGGCCCAAAUGGAUCCCGCCAGAUCUCUCCCUGCCUCGUUGGCUACAGAAGUUAAGGCGCGCUGCUCCGAUUUAAACUACAUCCGCUUGAUUGAAACCCGGUACGAUCCGCUCCCGAUGUCGAUUCGGAGUGCUUCCUCCGCUUACCUCCCAUCCCUCGUUUUGAUCUUUUAAAAAGAGACUUUUUUUUUUCAGAGCAGCCUUUCAAAACCGGUUCUCCGCUUUGCGCGGCUCUGUUGUUGCCUAAACCGGUUUGUUUUGGAAGGAACCGUCUACUCUCUCUCGGGAUCUGGCCGAAACCAAAACACCGCGCAGUGUCCUCGGGAGGCAGGCCCUUCGUGUUCAGUGCGAUUUGCACCUGAGUCAAGAGCUUCAGCGACACGGCUGCUCCUCGCGUGGAAAUCGCCGGCUCCGUUUCGGCCAGAUCUUCUGGCGGGUGUCGGUUUCGCUCCGUUUUGCUCGCUGGCCCAGGGGAGGCCGGGCAGCAUCGCCCCGAGCCCGGGUGUGAGGAGGGAGGCCUUUGCCCCGAGGCGCCGGGACUCCUCCUCUCGCUCUAAGCAACCCAAAGGAACCGCAGUGGCCGGGAGUUCCAGCGGCUAAAGCCGACCGUGCCUACACGUUUAAGUUGUAUAAAGGUGUGUAUAAAUCGAUGUGUAUUUUUAUAUAAAUAUCGGAUGCCCUUUUCGUCCUCGUCUUCUUCUUUGUGUCUGCAGCACCAGCGCGAACUUUAUUAACCCUUCCCAACCUUGGAAAAAGUUCUGCUCCAAGACGUGCAAAGUUGUUGAUAGCUUUUUUUUAAAAAAAUGACGAAAUGAAACGGGUGUCAAUUAAAAGAAGCAAUAAAUGACGGGGAAACAAGAACCCUACCUUAACUGUC